AUGGGUACCGAUAGCACCUCUCAUUCUUGGCCUGAGACGCUCAGGCGUUGGUACCGAGGCACGCUAUACCAGGCAGUCAUCUUGGGCAUUGUGAGCUUCAGUCAACAGGGCAUAUGGACUGCUUUAGCCAGCAUGGGCGCCGGUGGUCUGGCAACCCCUUAUUUUGUCAACGCCGCCAAUGUCAUCACGUAUGUCAUCAUGAUCAUAUUCAGCCCAAUCUUUGCCGUCCUCGGCAAUAGACUCAGCUUGAAGUGGAUUCUCGUCAUCGGCACGAUUGGAUAUCUCCCUUACUUCGGCGCACUAUACUGCAACAGCGUCUACGGAACACAGUGGUUUCUCCUUUUCGGAGCUGUGACCUGCGGCUUCUCUGCUGCUGCCCUAUGGACUUCCGAGGCAGCCAUCGCCGUUGCGUAUCCGGAAGACAAUAGACGAGGUCUGUACAUCAGCUUGUGGAUGGCAAUUGGACUUGUUGGUACUGUCAUCGGAAGCUCCAUUCAGCUGGCCCUCAAUAUUCACGACUCGCAACAAGGUAGCGUCUCAACGAAUACCUAUCUUGCCAUGAUCGGUCUUUCAUGUAUUGGACUACCGCUUUCUUUGACUAUAUCCCCCCCGAAUAAACUCAUCCGAACGGAUGGCACCAAGCCCACGUUCAGCUCUGGACAAUCCCGUAUCCCCCUGAAGGAGGGAUUUGCUGGACUGUGGAAGGCCCUCAAAUCUCGACACAUUGUCUGGCUUAUGCCAAUCUUCAUUACGGUCCGCUGGAGCUACACAUACCAAGGCAACUACCUCGCGGUUUACUUCACCGUCAGAGGUCGCGCACUGGCUGGCUUUGUCCAGACCAUGUGCGGUAUAGCUUCAACCAUUGGAUGGGGACGUUUGCUCGAUUCCCAGAAGGUAUUCAAGAGCAAGCGAAUCUUAUGCAACGUGGGAUGGUACUCUAUGCUGUUGGUAUUUGUGGUGCAAUGGAUCUUCAAUUUUUACAUGCAGGCAAACCUCCAGUCACGAAUGCCAACUCCUAUCCUCGACAUUUAUUCCCCUGAUUAUGCCAAGGCCAUCGUUGGCUAUUGUCUCUUUAGCAUUGCGGGGAAUGCCUCUGUUGUGUGGACAUACUGGAUCCUAGGGCUUUAUAACAACGAUGUCGAUACUCUCGCAUACACCAGCGGUAUCCUGCGAUCGGCCGAGAGUCUGGGUUUCGCUUGUGCAUAUGGCAUCGGGUCCAAGGAGAAUGUGUCGCUAAUGACGAACCUGGCCGUCUCGUUUGCUGUUUUUGCUGCCAGUGUCCCCUUCACCUGUUAUGUGGCUUGGAAGAGUGCUGCUCUAGAGGGUAAAGACGAUGAGAUCCAAGACCAGGAACGGUCCGAUGGUUCAUCAAGCCCAGUGGCUGAAAGUUCUGACAAGUCGCCGGCUAUUAUUACGGCUAGCGUAUGA
Fusarium keratoplasticum is the source of this 1428-nucleotide messenger RNA. RefSeq lists its product as uncharacterized. Gene Ontology annotation, biological process: transmembrane transport. Gene Ontology annotation, molecular function: transmembrane transporter activity. The transcript has 3 exons. The coding region runs from base 1 to 1428 and encodes 475 amino acids. Lineage: Eukaryota; Fungi; Ascomycota; Sordariomycetes; Hypocreales; Nectriaceae. The record is from RefSeq and is a predicted model, not a curated record.